Spea bombifrons (plains spadefoot toad) is the source of this 7541-nucleotide messenger RNA. It is a transcript of the gene CACNA1E, whose product is annotated as calcium voltage-gated channel subunit alpha1 E. Bases 9 to 6419 code for a protein of 2136 amino acids. The record is from RefSeq and is a predicted model, not a curated record. The transcript is spliced from 45 exons. Gene Ontology annotation, molecular function: calcium ion binding; high voltage-gated calcium channel activity. NCBI's taxonomy places the organism in Eukaryota, Metazoa, Chordata, Amphibia, Anura, Pelobatidae. Gene Ontology annotation, biological process: chemical synaptic transmission; calcium ion import across plasma membrane. Gene Ontology annotation, cellular component: neuronal cell body; membrane; voltage-gated calcium channel complex.
UUGAAUACAUGAUUCUGGCCACAAUUAUUGCAAAUUGUAUUGUCCUGGCCUUGGAGCAACAUCUACCUGGAGAUGACAAGACUCCCAUGUCUCGCAGAUUGGAAAAAACUGAACCCUAUUUUAUUGGGAUCUUUUGUUUUGAAGCUGGAAUAAAAAUUGUCGCACUGGGAUUAGUCUUUCAUAGAGGUUCUUACCUCCGGAAUGGUUGGAACGUCAUGGACUUUAUCGUAGUACUCAGUGGAAUCUUGGCUACGGCUGGAACUCACUUUAAUACUCAUGUGGACCUGCGUACCCUGCGAGCUGUCCGGGUUCUCAGGCCGCUGAAGCUGGUCUCUGGGAUUCCUAGUUUACAGAUUGUGUUGAAAUCGAUAAUGAAGGCAAUGGUCCCCUUGUUACAGAUUGGAUUGCUGCUCUUUUUUGCCAUCCUCAUGUUUGCAAUCAUCGGCCUUGAGUUUUACAGUGGAAAGUUGCACAAGGCCUGUUACAGGAACAUCUCUGGAUGGGAGUUGGAACCUAUGGACCCACCUCAUCCGUGUGGAGUGCCUCGCUGCCCAUCUGGGUAUGAGUGCAGGGAAUGGAUUGGACCCAAUGAUGGAAUUACUCAGUUUGACAACAUCCUAUUUGCGGUGCUGACCGUCUUCCAAUGUAUCACCAUGGAGGGUUGGACCACAGUGCUGUACAAUACCAACGAUGCCUUAGGAGCCACCUGGAACUGGCUUUACUUCAUUCCACUCAUCAUCAUUGGAUCAUUCUUUGUCCUGAACCUCGUUCUGGGAGUUCUGUCUGGUGAAUUUGCCAAAGAGAGGGAGCGUGUGGAGAAUCGCCGGGCCUUCAUGAAGUUGCGCAGGCAGCAGCAGAUUGAGAGGGAGUUGAAUGGUUAUCGAGCAUGGAUAGAUAAAGCUGAGGAAGUGAUGCUUGCUGAAGAAAAUAAAAACUCUGGAACCUCUGCCUUAGAAGUUCUUAGGAGAGCCACCAUUAAACGAAGCAGAACAGAAGCCAUGAAUCGAGACUCAACUGAGGACCACUGUGCUGACAUAUCUUCUGUUGGCACACCCCUUGCUAGAGCCAGCAUUAAGAGUGCCAAAAUAGAUGGUGCUUCUUAUUUUCGUCACAAAGAACGGCUACUGCGCAUUUCUAUCCGUCACAUGAUCAAAUCACAAGUUUUCUACUGGAUGGUUCUGGCAGUGGUUGCUCUCAACACAGCUUGCGUGGCUAUCGUUCACCAUGACCAGGCUCCCUGGCUGUCAAACAUCCUUUACUAUGCAGAAUUUCUGUUUCUUGGAUUAUUUUUGGUGGAGAUGUCUUUUAAAAUGUACGGAAUGGGUCCCCGCCUUUACUUCCACUCCUCCUUCAACUGUUUUGAUUGUGGGGUGACAAUUGGAAGUAUAUUUGAAGUGAUCUGGGCCUUAUUUAGACCUGGGACUUCUUUUGGGAUUAGUGUCCUUAGAGCUCUCCGGCUUCUGAGAAUCUUCAAAAUUACGAAAUAUUGGGCCUCGUUGAGGAACCUAGUGGUUUCAUUGAUGAACUCUAUGAAGUCAAUCAUCAGCCUGCUCUUUCUUCUGUUUCUCUUCAUUGUGGUUUUUGCCCUGCUGGGAAUGCAACUGUAUGGUGGCAGGUUUAACUUUAAUGAUGGUACCCCAUCUGCAAAUUUUGAUACAUUCCCUGCAGCCAUCAUGACAGUGUUUCAGAUUCUGACUGGAGAAGACUGGAAUGAAGUCAUGUACAAUGGAAUUAGGUCCCAGGGUGGCGUCCGAUCUGGAAUGUGGUCUUCCAUUUAUUUCAUUGUUCUCACCCUCUUUGGAAAUUAUACACUGUUAAAUGUAUUUCUUGCCAUUGCUGUGGAUAACUUGGCCAACGCACAGGAGCUGACCAAGGAUGAGCAAGAGGAAGAGGAGGCAUUUAAUCAGAAGCAUGCCCUUCAAAAGGCCAAAGAGGUCAGCCCAAUGUCUGCACCAAAUGCAUCAUCCAUGGAGAAAGAACGUAGAAAACGGCACACCAUGUCUAUCUGGGAACAGCGCACAAGCCAGCUAAGGAGACAUAUACAGAUAUCCAGUCAAGAGGCUAUUCAAAGUGAAGAACUAACAGCAUUGAACCCCCACUCCAGCAUCUACCGCAAGAAUAAAGCAGCCAAUGAAACAACAGAAAAUGUAGAAUCUAAUCAGGAAGACAAGACGGCAGUAAAUUCUGUAGAUGGUCAGAAGGAAGGAGAAGAAAGCCCCUCUCACAAAAAUCUCAGGGAACAUUGGCGCCAGAAGUCCAGACAUGGCAAUGCUGAGCACAGUGAGCCAAAUGGAACGACACCAGAAGAUGCAAUGCGGCGUAGACAUAGCCAACGGCGGAGCCGUCACAGGAAAGCGCGUAUGGAAGGUCGAGAGGUUUCUAGUGUUCCGAACAGCAACUCAGUCAGCCGUGAAGGGGGACUUGACAAAGUUUGUACAGAGGAUGGAAAAACACCUACAGACGAGAAGGGCAAUGGAGAAAUUAAGGAGGUGCAAGGGACAGAAGAAGAACCCCUUAAGAGUUGCUUAUCCUCAAGAAGAAAUGAGCGGUCAUCUGGAUGUGACAGAACAUCUACGAACACCGCACCACCGCAGGAGCUUAGCCGAGGGAAGAAUGGCAGCCACCCUGAUUUGGAUUGCAGUGAGCAGGCCUUGCUGGGCAGCCCGCGGAGCCAGACAGAAAGUCCCAAUCCCACCAGCUGCAGUCUAGCUGAUGUGUCCAGCAGUACAGAGCGUGUUACGGAAAGCACCGUCAUCACUAUACCAGAUGCCGGAGGGGCUGCCGACUGCACGGUGGUACAGAUCUCAGAAGGGAGAGACGGAGAAGUGAGUCUUGUGUCUCAAGAACAGGAAAAAGAAGAGGAGGAGGGAGAUGAUGGAGAAGAGAGGACAGUGAAGCGAAAGGAAAAGGUGUUGGAAUCCCCCAAGGCAAUUGUGCCCUACAGUUCAAUGCUUAUCUUCAGCUCGACCAAUCCGGUAAGAAAAGUGUGUCAUUACAUUGUCAAUCUGCGAUACUUUGAGAUGAGCAUUCUGUUGGUAAUUGCAGCUAGUAGCAUUGCAUUAGCUGCAGAGGACCCGGUGUUGACCAACUCAGACCACAACAAAGUCCUUCGCUACUUUGAUUAUGUUUUUACUGGUGUCUUCACCUUUGAGAUGGUGAUAAAGAUGAUUGACCAGGGCUUGGUCUUGCAUGACGGUUCCUACUUCCGUGACCUCUGGAACAUCUUGGAUUUUGUGGUUGUGGUGGGAGCUCUCGUUGCCUUUGCUUUGGCGACUAACAAAGGCCGGGACAUCAAAACUAUUAAGUCUCUACGUGUGUUGAGAGUUUUGCGCCCACUGAAAACAAUCAAGCGUCUUCCAAAGCUGAAGGCAGUCUUUGAUUGUGUGGUUACGUCUCUGAAGAACGUCUUUAAUAUACUCAUCGUGUACAAACUCUUCAUGUUCAUAUUCGCUGUCAUCGCUGUUCAGCUCUUCAAGGGCAAGUUCUUCUACUGCACAGACAGCUCAAAGGAAACAGAAAAAGAAUGCAUAGGGAGUUACAUAGAUCAUGAGAAGAACAAGAUGGAGGUCAAACGAAGAGAAUGGAAGAGACAUGAGUUCCAUUAUGAUAACAUUAUAUGGGCUUUACUUACACUUUUCACAGUUUCAACUGGAGAAGGAUGGCCUCAGGUCUUGCAACACUCUGUAGAUGUGACUGAAGAAGAUCGGGGCCCAAGCCGAAGCAACCGCAUGGAGAUGUCCAUCUUCUAUGUUGUCUACUUUGUGGUUUUUCCAUUCUUUUUUGUCAAUAUCUUUGUGGCUUUGAUCAUCAUCACCUUCCAAGAGCAAGGAGACAAGAUGAUGGAGGAGUGCAGACUGGAGAAAAAUGAGAGGGCCUGCAUAGACUUUGCUAUCAGCGCAAAGCCGCUCACGCGAUACAUGCCACAGAACCGCCACACGUUUCAGUACCGUGUCUGGCACUUCGUGGUCUCGCCAUCUUUUGAGUACACCAUCAUGGCUAUGAUUGCUCUGAACACCGUGGUACUAAUGAUGAAGUAUUAUUCCGCUCCAUACACAUAUGAGCUGGCCCUGAAAUAUCUGAAUAUUGCGUUCACUAUCCUUUUUUCCUUGGAGUGUAUUCUUAAAAUCAUUGCAUUUGGAUUUUUGAACUAUUUCCGUGAUACUUGGAACAUUUUUGACUUCAUUACUGUAAUUGGUAGCAUCACAGAGAUAAUUCUUACAGACAGUAAGCUGGUGAAUACAAGCAGCUUUAACAUGAGUUUUCUGAAGCUGUUCCGAGCUGCUCGACUCAUUAAACUUCUCCGGCAGGGAUACACCAUCCGUAUCUUACUAUGGACCUUCGUCCAGUCUUUUAAGGCUCUGCCAUAUGUCUGUCUUCUCAUCGCAAUGCUGUUUUUCAUCUAUGCUAUCAUUGGGAUGCAGGUGUUUGGAAACAUUCGCCUGGAAGAGGAUAGCCACAUUAACAGACAUAACAACUUCAGAAGCUUCUUCAGUUCUCUCAUGCUUCUAUUCCGGAGUGCCACUGGUGAGGCUUGGCAAGAGAUUAUGCUGUCAUGUCUUGGUGAUAAAGGUUGUGAGCCAGAUACCACAGCACCCUCCGGGCACAGUGAAAAUGAACGAUGUGGGACUGACCUAGCUUACGUCUAUUUUGUUUCAUUUAUCUUCCUCUGUUCCUUCUUGAUGCUGAACCUCUUCGUUGCUGUCAUCAUGGAUAAUUUUGAGUACUUGACGAGAGACUCUUCCAUCCUGGGGCCUCAUCAUCUGGAUGAGUUUGUGCGGAUUUGGGCUGAAUAUGACAGAGCAGCAUGUGGCCGUAUCCAUUACACAGAGAUGUAUGACAUGCUGACCCUCAUGUCACCACCUCUUGGUCUUGGAAAGAGAUGUCCUAACAAAGUCGCUUACAAGAGACUGGUCCUGAUGAAUAUGCCAGUAACAGAAGACAUGACAGUACAUUUCACAUCCACUCUCAUGGCUCUUAUCCGGACUGCAUUGGAUGUCAAAAUAGCGAAAGGGGGUGCAGACCGACAGCAACUGGACGCCGAGCUGCAGAAAGAAAUACUGGCCAUUUGGCCAAAUCUCUCCCAGAAGAUGCUGGAUCUACUUGUGCCAAUGCCAAAAGCCUCCGACCUGACAGUGGGAAAGAUUUACGCAGCUAUGAUGAUCAUGGACUAUUAUAAGCAGAGCAAAGCCAAGAAGCAGAGACAACAGCUGGAAGAACAGAAAAAUGCACCAAUGUUCCAGAGGAUGGAAGCAUCAUCACUGCCAGAGGAGAUCUUAUCCAAUGCCAAAGCCUUACCAUAUCUACAGCAAGACACCCUGUCAGGACUGGGUGGUUUUCCUUCACUCAGCCCCUUGUCUCCUGAAGAGAUAUUCCAGCCGCCGUGUCUGGACAGAGAGGACGAGGACUUUGAAGAACAGCUGUCUCUGGAGCCCGAGGUUAGAGAGUUUAGCAGGGAGCAGCUCCCUAACCAAGGCAGCUACAUCCCAGUGGAGAUGCUGGAACGCCCAGCGUCUGUGAGAGCUUCUUCCAUGCCACGUCUGGCUGUGCACCCCCAGGUUCUAGCAGAUGUCAGCUCCAUGCGUCGUUCCUUCUCCACAACCGCAGACAAACGUGCCCGCAGCUCCUGGUUAGAUGACUUCACGCUGGACCGAAGCGGAACAGACAGUGGGUACAAGCAGCAAAGACGCAGCUACCAUGCAUCUUUGCGGAUGUCUGCAAAACAUCUGAAUUCUGAUACAGGCCACCGCUCAGAUGCCCAUCGCUCUGGGGGAAGAGAAAGAGGGCGCUCUAAGGAGAGAAAGCACCUUUUGUCCCCUGACCCUUCACGUUGUAACUCUGAAGAGAGAAACCCACAGGCUGCUUGUGAGCUCAGGGAGCACCAGAUGUCUCCUGGGCACACUCACAGCAACAUACAGAUUCUUGAUUCCCUAAGUGAAAGCUGCACCCCCUCUGACACCAGCACGCCAAGACGUGGCCGACGACAGCUACCUUCUGUACCUGUAACACCAAGACCCCUCAUCUCCUUUUCUUCUUUAAUACGGCGGCAGAAACACAGCUCCCCACCACAGAAUGGCAAUGGUACCCCACCUCCCUUAUGUGACCCAGGCCUGAGUGAGUCUUCCUGCUCCCUCCAGGGACGUCAGAGUUCCCAAUCCACUCCCCAACACUACAUCUCAGAGCCUUACCUGGCACUACAUGAAGAGAUGCAAAGCUCAGACUGCCCCACUGAGGACACACUCACAUUUGAAGUGGCAGUGGCUACCAGUUUGGGUCGAUCCAACACUAUCGGGUCUGCCCCAGCAUUACGCCAUGGCUGGCAAAUGCCAAAUGGUCACUACCGGCGCCGAAGGAAGGGAGGCGUGCCGUCUGUGAUAGCCUCUCGUGAGUUAAGUGACACAGAAGAGGAUGACAGAUGUUGAAGGAGAUGGAGCUUGCAUGCUGUACCACAGCAGGUGUUCUUCAAAUGGCCCCUCCAUCAUAUUACUAAGCUUCUUCCAGAGGAGCCACACAGCACUUACUGCCAACUCCCUAACCAAAAUCACAAGAUGUGAGGCAAAACCAGGCAAUUCCUAAAGAUCCAUAAAACCUUGUGCCAAAAAACAUAAUGAAAUUUACCCUAGAGGACAUCAUUUUGUGCAAGAUAUUACUAGGGACACAUAACUGGAGAACAUGGUGAUAUGUCUUAUGCUAAACUUGUUUAGAAGAAACUGUUGGGACCACCACAUGGGCAGAAAACUGACUGAUGGCCUAUAAUCGCCUGCCAUCAACGAGACUCCUGUCUUGAGGCUGAUGACUGCUUCGUACAGUCUAAUCAAUCAAAUUGAUCAUCCAGUAUAAAAGCAAGUGUUUAAAAUGACAUUUAGAUUGGUGAUGAAAACUCCUUUCGUUAAUAGCUUGAUUAGCUCAUUUGUUGGACAGCUGUCAGGAUGUUUGUUUAUUAAUGAACACACAACUGAUUGAACGAGUUUGUGUGCUGUUAUGUGAUAUUUAUAUAACAAUGAAAUGCAACAAUGUAGACCUAAUGGUUAUAAAGAAUCUGUAGCUUCAUGUUAAGUGCUAUCCCCGAGGCCCUGACACUUUGAGUACAUGUAAGGAAUCAAGGGACUUUGUUAUAUUCACUCCAAAAAAAACCUUGAGCGAGUCACGUCCUGCUUGGUGUCGUUUACAACUUGUCUACUAUAACAAAUGCCAUAACAUAGAAGGGACAAACUGUACUUUAUGUAGUGCCAUACGGAGGGCCAUUUUGGUAAAAUAAGGUAACGUAUGUGGAUGUGUAGCCAAACACUGGAGACAUGCAAUGUAAGGUACAAUUGAUGCGCUAGAUAAAGCAUUAACAUUAAUCAUUCAUCUGCUGCUCUACAACUCAUGAGAGUUUCACCUUAACAGUCAAAGGUGUGAGAAAGUGAAGGCUGUAUCCUUUUGUAUCCUUCCAAAAAAGAUUGUUUUAAAAAUACAGUAUAUGUGACACACUAAAGUCUUUCCUGUCAACAAUUAUUAAAAAGAAGCCUUGCUGUAACAGGGCAAAUCUCAGAUUUCAACAA